AUGCUCUUUGGCAGGACCCUGAUCACGCAUUUGAGCAAGCUAUGGGGGAGCGCAGCACCAGACCCAGCACAAACAGAGGAUGCGUGGGAGGUGGCCGAGGUGUUGGAAAAGGAUGCCUGGGAUUGGGAUCUGGUGGAGGAGGACGCCAGUAGCUCUCCGGCGCUCCAAGUCUCAAAGACCGCCGUACGCGCGGGGACCGAAGGCUUGGAGACGGAGUGGCUGAGCCAGGCAGCGAAGCCAGAGGUGCAUGCCAUAGAGGCCGAAGAGGAAGACUUCCAGGAUGCUGAAGAGCCGGAAGACACUGAAUACGCAGAGGCGGAAGAGGCCAGAGAGGUUGAAACCGCUGAAGAGGUUGAAGAGGCUGAAGAGGCCGAAGAGGCUGAAACGGCGGAAGAGGCUGAAGAGGCUGCCGAAGAGGUUGAAUGGGCGAAAGAGGUCGUGGAUGAGGGGUCUGAGGCAACUGGUAACAUUGCACCAGAGGUUGCUUUUAAGCCGGUGGAUGAUGCUGAGAAGUCCUGGCUCCCCGAAGAUGUGGCUGCAGAGCACGCUAGGAGCCUUUGUUCAGAGGUGCCUGUGGCAUGUGAGACGGAGCCCAAAGCCUGCUCCGAUCUCGCAGUGGAGAAGCCUUCUGCCGAUAAAGCUGCUAUGAUGACAAGGCUCUGGUGUGGCACAGGCAGUGUGCCUAAGGGCGGCCAGGAAGAACUCGCCAGAAAGCUGCAAAAGCGAUUGGCGAAGGUUGAGCAGGAGGGUUUUGUGCUAUUUUCUGGGCAGAAGCCCUCCCAUGCAGACGCCCGAGCUCAGCCGGCGGCCGAGGCUCGGCAGGCGCGGCAGGCGACGUCCCAUGGGUAUACAGCCCAGCUCCUGUACGCUUCCAAGCGGCACUCCUGGUUUGACUUCGAGGUGACGCCUGUGGCGUUCGCCUCCUUCGGCCUGCUGGCGCCCCCGGAGAGUCACCCGGCCACCCCGACCGGGAACCAGGCCCCGCCCAGCGCGGCGCAGAUCGCCGCGAUCCCGGAGCUGCUGAAGCCGUUGUGUCUGGGGGAGGAGGAGGAGAUCGGGCUGACGUGGUCGGAGUGGUGGGUGCGCUUGUUGGCCUUCACGGGCCCCGGAUGGCUCAUGAGCAUCGCCUACGUGGACCCCGGGAACCUCGAGGCAGACCUCCAGGUGGGGGCGCAGUUUGGUUACGUGCUGCUCUGGGCGCUCCUUGGCUCCACGCUGGUGGGCCUGGGCAUGCAGCUGGUGGCGGCGCGCCUGGGCUGCGCCACGAAGCGCCACCUGGCGGAGCACUGCAGGGACGCCUUUGGGCCCCCCACCAGGACCUUCCUUUGGAUCGUGACGGAGAUGGCCAUCAUCGGCUCUGACAUCCAGGAGGUGAUCGGCUGCUCCAUCGGCUUGGAGCUGCUCUUCGGUUUGCAGCUGACGACGGGGGUCUUGGUCACCGCCUUUGCAGCCUUCGUGUUUCUCUUUCUGGAGCGUCUGGGCACGCGGCCCCUGGAGCUGUUCUUCGGGGCGCUGAUUUUGGUGCUGGCGCUGUCCAUGGGGCGCCUGUUCUUCGUGAUCUCGCCGGACAACUUGGCGGUGGUGGAGGGCCUCGUGGUGCCGCGCCUGCCCCCCAAGGCGCUGCCGCAGGUUGUGGGGAUGAUUGGCUGCGUCAUCAUGCCCCACAACCUCUUCCUCCACUCGGCCCUGGUGCAGAGUCGGGUUGUGCAGACCGGGGGGGAGGAGGAGGCGAUUGGCCUUUUCACGAUCGAGUCCACGGUGGCGAUCCUGACCUCGCUGGUGAUCAACACUUUCGUGGUGGCCGUCUUUGCCAAGGGUUUCUUUGGAGACCCGGACACCGCGGACAUCGGCCUGGCCAACGCGGGGAAGUUCCUGGGGGACGCCUUCGGGCAGACCAUGAAGAUCGUGUGGGCCUUGGGCCUGUGCGCCGCCGGGCAGUCCAGCACCAUGACAGGGGCCUACGCGGGCCAAUGGGUGAUGCAGGGCUUCCUGCAGCUCCAAGUGGCGCCCUGGAAGCGCGCUCUGAUCACGCGGUCCAUGGCGCUGGUGCCGUGCCUCUUUGUGGCCGUCUACUUUGGCGACCGGAGGGACGGGCUGGACGUGCUGAACGGGUACCUCAACGUGCUGCAGAGCCUGGUGCUGCCCUUCGCCGCGGUGCCGCUGCUGAGCUUCGCGGGGAACCCACGGAUCAUGGGCCGCCUGGUGCUGCCAGGUUCCGCGAAAGUGGCUGCCUGGGGCGCCUUGGGCCUUGCCAUCGCCGCCAACAUGUACCUGGCUCUGCAGCAGCUGGAGGGCAACGUGGUCAGCACGGCGUUGGUUUGCCUGGCCUAUGGCUGCGCGGUGGCGCACGUGGCCUGGAAAGCCAACACCUGA
This is a messenger RNA of Effrenium voratum, 2373 nucleotides long. The record is from the annotation of a GenBank genome assembly. NCBI's taxonomy places the organism in Eukaryota, Dinophyceae, Suessiales, Symbiodiniaceae.